Saccostrea cuccullata (small rock oyster) is the source of this 1327-nucleotide messenger RNA. Its product is annotated as histone-lysine N-trimethyltransferase SMYD5-like. Gene Ontology annotation, biological process: negative regulation of gene expression, epigenetic. The record is from RefSeq and is a predicted model, not a curated record. NCBI's taxonomy places the organism in Eukaryota, Metazoa, Mollusca, Bivalvia, Ostreida, Ostreidae. The transcript is spliced from 12 exons. Bases 67 to 1242 code for a protein of 391 amino acids. Gene Ontology annotation, molecular function: histone H4K20 methyltransferase activity; protein binding.
CGAAACCUACUUUCACUUUUGGUGCAUUGGAACUCUUUAACGUUGAAGUCAAGAAAAGUAAACAACAUGGCGACUUCCAGUGGACACGAACUCAACGUUGAGAUUAGUUUCGAGAACACUAAAAAGGGCAAAAGUUUGAUAGCAAAACAGAAUUUUGAAGAAGGAGAUGUUUUAUUUGAAGAGAGACCUCUUAUCAGUUCUCAGUUUCUCUGGAAUGAGUUUUACAAAUACAAGGCAUGUGAAUACUGUCUACGCUCACUGGAGACUGCAGAAAAGCAGAGUCAACGAUUGACAGAAAACGAAGCACUGACAUUACCCUACCCUGAAUGUGAUGAAACAGACCCUUCACAGUAUUCUGCUUGUCCGCAGUGUCAGGUGACCUACUGCUGUCCUGAUUGUCAGAAGAGAGCGUGGCAGGAGUACCACCAGACCCUGUGUAUGGGAUCAUCCAGGGAUGACGAGAACCACCCUCUAAAUAAACUACAGGACAUGUGGAGAAACAUUCACUUCCCACCAGAGACCUGUAGUAUAAUGCUUAUAGCAAAGAUGAUAGCAAAGGUUAAACAGAGUGAAGACAAAUCAGACAUUUUGGAGAAGUUUUCUCGCUUUGUAAAAACAACUGUGAAUGAAGAAGAAGCACUUGUUCAUAAAAUGAUGGGGGACAAAUUUCAAGAACCGCUUGAGAUGCUGCGACAACAGAUGACAGAGAUUCUAUUUCAUGAUUCUCUUCAACAUUGGUUUACACCAGAGGGUUUUCGGUCCUUGUUUGCACUGAUUGGCAGGAAUGGUCAGGGAAUAGGAUCAAGUUCAAUUAGCUCAUGGGUAAAAAAUUGUGAAAAAUUGGAUAUGUCUGAGGAAAAGAAAGAAGAACUGGAUGAGUUUAUUGAUAAGCUGUAUGAAGAAUUAGAAAAAGUGUCUGGAGCAUUCUUGGAUUGUGAGGGUUCAGGACUUUACCUUCUACAGAGUACUUGUAACCACAGCUGCCAGCCAAACGCUGAGAUCACCUUCCCCUACAAUAACAACAUCAUGUCAGUAGUGGCAAAGGAAAGGAUUACCUCAGGUCAGGAGAUCUGUAUUGGUUAUCUGAGUGAGUGUGAUUUAUCAAGAAGCCGACACAGUCGACAGAAAAUUCUUAAAGAAAAUUACCUUUUCAUUUGUGAAUGCCCAAAGUGUUUAAGUGAGGCAGAUGACCCGGAUGUGACGUCAUCAGAAGACGAAGAAGACAUGGAGGAAGAUCAGUAAAGGAAGCAAGAAAAUGUCAAAAUAUACAAUGUACUUUCAAAGACAAUUUUAAAUAAUGUUUAUUAAUAAAAUCAUUAUCUAGUCA